CAAUCGUCAAGCCUGUAUCAAAAAAUGGGUCGUUUCAUCGAAUAUUCCGUUGUCGGUCGCAAGCUUCCCACCGAUGCGGAUCCUAACCCCAAACUCUACCGCAUGCGAAUCUUUGCCCCUAACGAGGUGGUCGCAAAAUCUCGAUUCUGGUAUUACCUCCGUCAAUUGAAAAAAGCCAAGAAGGCUUCUGGAGAGAUUGUCGGUGUCAACGUGAUUCACGAGAAAAAACCUUUGAAAGUGAAGAACUUCGCGAUCUGGAUCAAGUAUGACUCUCGGUCCGGAACCCACAACAUGGUGAAAGAGUUCCGAGCUUUGUCCCGUGCCGAAGCUGUCGAAGCUAUGUACCAAGACAUGGCAGCCCGCCACCGUGCCCGAUUCAGAAGCGUUCAAAUCCUCCGAGUUGCCGAGGUCGAGAAGAAGGACGACAUCAGAAGGCCCUACAUCAAACAACUCCUCGAGCCCGGUCUUAGAUUCCCCCUUCCUCACCGCAACACCAAGAGCAAGGCUUGGUUCGCUGCUUCCAGACCCUCCACCUGGGCUUAAAUAUGGUGCCAUAGUGAUACUGUAUACGAGAACUGGUCUCAGCAUGCACCUGUGCAUCAUGGCGGCGCUUGGCUCGUUCAAUGCUCUCUCACUGCCGCAAAAAGAUUCAGUAAAUGCAAGAUUUUGUGCAUG
Molecule: messenger RNA, 675 nt
Organism: Tremella mesenterica DSM 1558
Lineage: Eukaryota; Fungi; Basidiomycota; Tremellomycetes; Tremellales; Tremellaceae
Exons: 5
Coding region: 25-543 (172 amino acids)
Biological process (GO): translation
Cellular component (GO): ribosome; cytosolic large ribosomal subunit
Molecular function (GO): structural constituent of ribosome
Source: RefSeq, a predicted model, not a curated record